AUGUUGGAAUUUAGGUGGGCAGAUUGGAAGUUUCAUGUGUCUUUUGACACGAGGGCAGGUCUGAUAAUAUCAUUAGCGACUGUCUAUGAUCAUGAAAAAGGUGAACACAGGAGUGUUAUGUACAGAGGUUUUGUGUCUGAGGUUUUUGUGCCAUACAUGGACUUAAGUGAAGGGUGGGACUUCAGAACUUUUCUUGAUUUCGGGGAAUAUGGAUUCGGGUUAUGUGGUAUAGAGCUGCAGCCAUUAAGGGACUGCCCAGAAAACGCAGAGUUCAUGGACGGAUAUUUCAGUAAUCAGGAUGGAACUCCAGGGAAACAGAAGAACGUGAUCUGUAUAUUCGAACGCUAUGCUGGAAAUGUCAUGUGGCGCCACACUGAAACUGGAAUUGUGGGGGAACAGGAUAGUACUAUUCCCCAGUUCUUGUUCUUGAAUCUUGAUUUUGUGACAAUGGCUUCUGGAAUGAAAAGUUUUGUUGUGAAUCCUAGCAAGAAGACUAAGAUGGGGAACGAAGUUGGGUACCGUUUGAUCCCUAGAUCCCCAGCAGGCCCUUUGUUAUCAGACGACGACUACCCACAGAUUCGGGGGGCUUUCACUAAGUAUAAUGUGUGGGUGACACCUUACAAUAAAAGCGAGAAAUGGGCUGCUGGACAGUUUGCUGAUCAAAACCGAGGCGAUGAUGGUUUAGCUGCUUGGAGCCUCAGGAACAGCAAAAUAGAGAAGAAAGAUAUCGUGUUGUGGUACACAAUGGGAUUUCACCAUGUUCCAUGCCAAGAAGAUUUCCCUGUCAUGCCAACACUUAGCAAUGGAUUCGAGCUUAGACCAUCCAAUUUCUUCGAGUAUAAUCCAGUGCUCAAAAUAAAGCCUCCCAAACAGUAAGAGCUAUCAAGAAAAGUCUCACGGGACUAGCUCGAUCAAGAAAAUAUGUUACAAUUUGCUGCUUCUUUGAAGACCAAGAAAAUAUGGUUGAACCAAGAUAGAAGGCAUAUCCCGAUAUGCUUUUUCUGGU
Molecule: messenger RNA, 1006 nt
Organism: Ipomoea nil (Japanese morning glory)
Lineage: Eukaryota; Viridiplantae; Streptophyta; Magnoliopsida; Solanales; Convolvulaceae
Product: primary amine oxidase-like
Exons: 2
Coding region: 1-876 (291 amino acids)
Biological process (GO): amine metabolic process
Molecular function (GO): quinone binding; copper ion binding; primary methylamine oxidase activity
Source: RefSeq, a predicted model, not a curated record